Gossypium raimondii (Peruvian cotton) is the source of this 4066-nucleotide messenger RNA. Its product is annotated as protein BRASSINOSTEROID INSENSITIVE 1. Gene Ontology annotation, cellular component: plasma membrane. The record is from RefSeq and is a predicted model, not a curated record. NCBI's taxonomy places the organism in Eukaryota, Viridiplantae, Streptophyta, Magnoliopsida, Malvales, Malvaceae. Gene Ontology annotation, biological process: protein phosphorylation. Gene Ontology annotation, molecular function: ATP binding; protein binding; protein kinase activity. The coding region runs from base 226 to 3786 and encodes 1186 amino acids. The transcript has a single exon.
UCACUUCCUCUUUUGACUCCAUUUUCUCUUUCUUUCAGUAACCCCAUUGCCCUCAAAGCCAAAUACAAAACAUACAAACCCAGCUUUUCUCUCUCUCUUCUCUAAAACCAGAGCUCAAAGCUCUCUCCUUUAAUGGCAGGCUCAUACCUUACACACCUCCCUUUGUUUCUCUUGUUUUCAUUGUUAUAAUAAACAAGUUCAAAAUUUCCAACCAUCCCUACAAAUAUGAGACCUUUAUUUGUCUUUCUCACCUUCACCGUCACCUUUCUUAUCUGCUUUGAAGUUCUUGUGGUGUCUUCUUUAAACAGCAAAGAUUCUCAGUUACUGCUCAGCUUCAAAGCUAGCUUGCCUGACCAAUCUGUGCUUCAAAGCUGGGUACCUAAACAAGACCCUUGUAGCUUCAAUGGUGUAACAUGCCAAGACUCAAAGGUUUCCUCUAUUGAACUCAGUGACACCUCCUUGAGCACCGAUUUUCACUCUGUUGCUGCCUUCCUUUUAGCGUUGGAAAACUUGGAAUCCCUUACUUUGUUGAAAGCCAACAUCUCUGGCAACAUUUCUUUCCCUUAUGGAUCCAAGUGUAGCUCCUUGUUAACCAGUUUGGAUCUGUCUCAGAACACCUUGUCUGGUCCCCUUUCAACCCUUUCCACCUUGGGUUCUUGCCCAAAUUUGAAGUCUCUCAAUUUAUCAACCAACAAACUCGAGUCUUCUGGUGAAGAACAAACCAGGGGUUUGCAGCUAAGUUUGGAAGUUCUCGAUCUUUCUUUCAACAAGCUGUCGGCUGGAAACUUGGUCCCUUGGAUUCUUCACGGUGGUUGCAAUGACUUGAAGCACUUGGCUUUGAAGGGAAACGUGAUUACUGGUGACAUAAACGUCUCCAACUGCAAAAAACUCAAGUUUUUGGACGUUUCUUGGAACAAUUUCUCAAUGGGGACGCCAUCAUUUGGUGACUGUUUAAGUUUAGAACACCUCGAUGUGUCUGCCAACAAGUUUUCCGGUGACAUUGGUCGUGAAAUCUCUUCAUGUCUGAACUUAAACUUCUUGAAUCUAUCUAGCAACCAGUUUUCCGGUCGGAUUCCAGGUUUACCAAUAUCCAAAUUGGAACGUCUUUAUUUAGCCGGUAAUAAGUUUCAAGGACAGAUUCCUCUGUAUCUGACUGAAGCUUGUGCAACUCUUGUGGAGCUGGAUCUUUCUUCAAACAAUCUUUCUGGUAUGAUUCCUAGUGGCUUUGCUUCUUGUUCUUCUUUGGAAUCUUUCGAUGUAUCCACCAACAACUUCACUGGUAAACUUCCCAUUGAGAUAUUCCAGAAUAUGAGGUCCUUGAAGAAGCUUGGUUUAGCUUUUAAUCACUUUUCAGGCCCUUUGCCUGUGUCUUUGUCAAGUCUUUUGAAGCUGGAGGUUUUAGAUCUCAGUUCAAACAAUUUUUCAGGGCCAAUUCCUGUUUCUUUGUGUGAAAAUCCCACAAACAGGUUACAAGUUCUGUAUUUGCAGAACAAUUACUUGACUGGGUCGAUUCCAGCUAGUCUCAGCAAUUGUUCUCAGCUUGUUUCUCUCCAUUUAAGCUUCAAUUACCUUGAAGGUACCAUCCCCACCAGCUUGGGUUCUCUCUCCAAGCUUAAGGAUUUGAGGCUGUGGUUAAAUCAGCUCCAUGGUGAAAUCCCUCAAGAGCUAAGUAACAUUCAGACGCUUGAGACCUUGAUUCUUGACUUCAAUGAGUUGACCGGGCCGAUACCUUCCGGUCUAAGCAACUGCACCAAGUUGACCUGGAUUUCUUUAUCCAACAAUCGGUUCACCGGUGAGAUACCUGCUUGGCUUGGCAAACUUUCAAGCCUUGCAAUUCUGAAGCUCAGUAAUAACUCGUUUUACGGAAGAAUCCCACCUGAGCUUGGUGAUUGUCAAAGCUUGAUAUGGUUGGAUCUUAAUACCAAUCAGUUGAAUGGGACUAUCCCUCCGGUGUUGUUCAAACAAUCUGGUAAAAUAGUUGUCAAUUUUAUUGCUGGGAAGAGGUAUAUGUACAUCAAGAAUGAUGGAAGGAAAGAGUGCCACGGGGCCGGGAUUUUGCUCGAGUUCGCCGGGAUCAGGCAGGAACAGUUGAAUAGAAUUUCCAGCAGAAACCCUUGCAAUUUUAACAGAGUCUAUGGAGGUCACACGCAGCCUACAUUCGACAAUAAUGGUUCCAUGAUAUUUCUUGAUCUUUCGUACAAUUUUCUGUCUGGGUCUAUUCCGAAGGAGAUCGGCACGAUGCCAUAUCUGUUUAUCCUGAAUUUGGGCCACAACGAUAUCUCUGGUAACAUCCCACAAGAGAUUGGGAACUUGAAGGGACUUGGCAUUCUUGAUCUUUCUUACAACAGAUUGGAAGGGUCAAUUCCACAAUCCAUGACUGGCAUCACUCUGUUGAGUGAGAUUAAUCUGUCGAACAACCUUCUCUCCGGCAUGAUUCCGGAAACCGGUCAGCUGGAGACGUUUCCGGCUAGUGAUUUCUUUAACAAUGCAGGUCUCUGUGGGGUCCCUCUUCCUCCCUGUCGAGAUCCAGCGGCUGCUUCGAGUUCCGAGCAUCGGAAGUCUCAUCGCAAACAAGCUUCUCUUGCAGGGAGUGUGGCGAUGGGACUGUUGUUCUCUCUUUUCUGCAUCUUUGGUGUGAUUGUAGCUAUUGUGGAGACCAAGAAGAGAAGGAAAAAACAGGAUUCUGCUCUUGAUGUUUAUAUGGACAGUUAUUCCCACUCCAGCACUGCGAAUACCAGCUGGAAGCUAACUGGUGCACGAGAAGCAUUAAGCAUCAACUUGGCCACAUUUGAAAAGCCCCUUCGGAAGCUUACCUUUGCUGAUCUUCUUGAAGCCACUAAUGGCUUCCAUAAUGACAGCCUUAUCGGCUCCGGUGGUUUCGGUGAUGUUUAUAAGGCCCAACUGAAAGAUGGGAGUGUUGUUGCUAUCAAGAAACUAAUACAUAUCAGUGGACAAGGUGACCGAGAAUUCACAGCGGAAAUGGAAACCAUUGGGAAGAUCAAGCACCGGAACCUCGUUCCACUCUUGGGUUACUGUAGGGUGGGUGAAGAACGGCUUCUAGUUUAUGAGUACAUGAUGUAUGGAAGCUUAGAGGAUGUUCUACAUGGCCAAAAGAAAGCUGGGAUCAAGCUGAACUGGGCUGCAAGGAGGAAGAUCGCCAUUGGAGCUGCAAGAGGGCUGUUGUUUCUUCACCAUAAUUGCAUUCCUCAUAUAAUUCAUAGGGACAUGAAAUCAAGCAAUGUCCUACUUGAUGAGAACUUGGAAGCCAGGGUCUCCGACUUCGGGAUGGCUAGGCUUAUGAAUGCAGUGGAUACGCAUUUGAGUGUCAGCACGUUAGCGGGCACCCCUGGCUAUGUUCCUCCUGAAUACUACCAGAGCUUCCGAUGUUCCACCAAGGGCGAUGUUUACAGUUACGGUGUGGUUUUACUCGAGCUACUAACGGGAAAACGGCCUACGGAUUCAGCCGAUUUUGGUGAUAACAAUCUUGUUGGAUGGGUGAAACAACAUGCUAAACUCAAAAUAAGUGAUGUCUUCGAUCCAGAGUUGAUGAAAGAAGACCCCAUGCUCGAGAUCGAGCUUUUACAACACUUAAAGGUAGCUUGUGCUUGCUUGGAUGAUCGACAUUGGAGACGACCCACAAUGGUUCAAGUGAUGGCAAUGUUCAAGGAGAUACAAGCAGGGUCGGGGCUUGACUCGCAAUCGACCAUUGCUACCGAUGACCGAGGUUUUAACUCGGUCGAAAUGGUAGACAUGACAAUAAAAGAAGUCCCAGAAGGUAAGCAGUAGAUGAAAACCAAAAAAAAUUCAGAAGAGAACAUUCUUUUGCAGGUGAAGAAGAAAGAAGCAGGUGGUGAUGAUGAAUUCCCACAGAAUUUUCCAUCUUCUUUACUUAAAAGAAAAAAUGGCAUACAAACUGCCCCUCCUUAGAAUCUCUACCAUUUCAUGUAUGUAUGUAUGUUGUAUCCCCCUCCCCAAAAAUCUUGUUAUACAUUAAAACAAAGAAAAAAUUGGUUGUUUAACUUGUUACAAAUUGUGUAAAUAUACAGUUCCAGUUAUUAUGCUUUUC